Trichomycterus rosablanca is the source of this 498-nucleotide messenger RNA. RefSeq names its product NADH:ubiquinone oxidoreductase subunit A6 (gene ndufa6). NCBI's taxonomy places the organism in Eukaryota, Metazoa, Chordata, Actinopteri, Siluriformes, Trichomycteridae. Bases 33 to 419 code for a protein of 128 amino acids. Gene Ontology annotation, biological process: response to oxidative stress. The record is from RefSeq and is a predicted model, not a curated record. The transcript has 3 exons.
UGAGUUAGUGGGUUGGUGUUGUUGGUGCAGUAAUGGCGACCUCAGCAGCAGCGGCUCGGACCGGAGCAGCAGUCCGGGCGGUGAAACCCUUCCUGAGCCGCGAUGUGGACGAGGCCAAGCGGAGGGUUCGGGAGCUGUACCGCGCCUGGUACCGAGAGAUACCGAACACAGUGGUGACGUAUCAGCUGGACAUCACAGCACGUCAGUGUCAAGACAAACUGAGAGAGCUGUUCAAUCAGAACAAACACGUCACCGACCCGCGUGUCAUCGACGUACUGGUCAUUAAGGGGAAGAUGGAGCUGGAGGAGACCAUUAAUGUGUGGAAACAGAAGACACACGUGAUGCGCUACUUCCACGAGACGGAGAAACCACGCUCUUCUGAUUUCCUGUCCAAGUUUUACGAUGGACACAACCCCUGAACCCUUUGACCUUCCUCUGACCUCUGUAUUCUCUCUAAACCUGAACCUGUAAAUACAUUGUGUUACUCUCACACACACA